This is a messenger RNA of Solanum verrucosum, 588 nucleotides long. Its product is annotated as thionin-like protein 2. The record is from RefSeq and is a predicted model, not a curated record. The transcript has 2 exons. Lineage: Eukaryota; Viridiplantae; Streptophyta; Magnoliopsida; Solanales; Solanaceae. The coding region runs from base 64 to 447 and encodes 127 amino acids.
UACUGGCUAUUACAGUUGUAUAAUUUUUCCAUAGGCCAAGAACUUUUUGUUGUUAAAGGAAAAAUGAAGUUAUGGGCUUUUGUUUUUGUGUUAAUGGCAUUUGGGAUGUUUAUAGGGCAGUCCAGUGCCUCUGUUUCCACUUUUAGGGAUUGCUAUUCGAAAUGCUUUAUAUUCUGCUUAAUUGAACCUUCUCAGAAUCUUUGUACUUGUACUUCUAGAUGCUUAAAAGAAUGCAUUUUUAGUUCUGAUCCAGGUAAUAGUUCCUCUAUUAUUCCCACUUCACACAAUGAUGUUGCAGACAGUAAGAACCUUAACUUCUGCAAGCUUGGUUGUGCUUUCUCUACAUGUUCUGCUCUCAGCACAAAACAUCAACCUAAUGGUGGAAAAAUGGAUGACUGUGUUGGAUCCUGCUCAAGAAUGUGCACCAAGAACUACUCAAUUCCAUAGAAAUGGCACUAUUACAGUCUGGAAUAUUUUAUUGGACUUCAUUGUUUUUAGCUUCUUUUUUUUUUCCUUUUCUGUUGGUGUGUGUCUGUGUGUGUGGUAAUUCCCAUUUUUAUAAAUUUCUUUUUCUUAUGCUGUUUUCAA